GGUAAGCAAAGGAAGUAAACUUCUGCUAAAAUCUCAGCUUCAACUACAUCAGAAGCAGCCAAAAAAAAAAAGAGAAAAAAAGAAAAUAUACCCACAGAAAUCUACAUAUCUGUACAGCUUUGGCACGAGAAGAUAAGAAUACGCAAAGAACAAUGAAAGGUGGCAAGAACAAUGAAAACGCGAACAUGGUUGAGACAAAAGAGAAGGGUAGUCAAGGGCUACUAGCUAGUCUAGGUGAAACGAAAUUGGGACAAUUAGUUGAUUUGUCGAGAGCCUUGCUCCAGGAAGUUGGUAGUCAAAGCCAAGUUGCACGGCUCACUGCGAAAGAACAUGGUUUCUUGCUUGAAGAUGACAGCGAAAACUGCUGGUCAGUAGAUAUUGACCAGAUGAACACUGAAGAUCAAAGUUUGAUUCUGUCAGUAUUAUCAGACGCACAAGGUAAUACGGUCAGAGUGGAUGUUGGUCGAAGCCAGCAUGACUCAAGCAGGUCGUUACAAAAUGACUCGUCAUUAGUGGUGUCUGAUAAAGAAUUAAGAGGUUCGCAAGCAACAAAUGUAAUAGUGGAUGUCUCAAAGACAAAUAGUCCAAUUGCAUCAAUUUCCCAACAGGAGGACAGAGGAGAUAGUACAGCGAAGGCGUUGGUAAGUGCGGUUCCUCCUGCACAAAACCCCGAGAGUACCUCAAAUGCGGUUGACAAUAUAGAGGUCAAUGGUGUGAAGAAUUUGAUUGAGAUCCAAAAGGAAACCAUUGCAGCUCCUCGAGAGAAAAUUGAAGGGCCAGAAAAGGUAUUCAAAGAGCUCACUGAAAUACACAAGAAGGAAUACGAUGCUCUCAAUAAUCAAGUAGAAGGUUUGAAAAUUCGGUUGGCCGAAAGUCAGAAAAGGGCUGAAGAAUUUGAACAAAAGUAUCUACGGUCUCAGGAGCAAAUAGCUGAAAUAAAGCAAACUCAGAAUAAACGCACUGUUACGGUUGAAGAGCCUGCUUCGGAGUUAGACGAUGCAGUCUCGACAGCUCAACAGUUUUCGGUUGGAAGUAGUAGUACAGCUACUCAAGAUAAUGUUCAUGAUAGGGUUUCUGGUGCUCCGGUGAGUAUUGUUCAUACUCACGGAAAACCAGUGAAAAUAAACGAAGUUAACCUUGGUACAGCGAUUAGAAAUGAGAUUUUGAAAUUACUUAACAGUGAAGCAAUAGAUAGUUUAACUUUGCAAAGGUCCAGUUUGAAUUCAGGUUUAGAAUCGAGUAAUUUUUUGAGUAAUGAAUCACACUCUGGUGAAGCAAUAAAUUCUAGUAAUCAARACACYGCUCAGACUGGAUKUCAUGACAAUAAUAGUCGGAAUUCAGCYCAGGURAUYAGUCUUCAAAUGUUCAAUCCUGAUCAUAGCAUACCCCAUGUAUAUAAACUCUGCCAGGAAACCAAAUUUGAUGACUUUCUUGAUGAUCUUAGAUCGGAAUUAAGAGCAAAUGAUAUAUUGUAUGUUAUCGACAGCAGCAUUAAGCCUWUCMURGAUAAAAAUGAUAAUGUAAAACAGUUAGAUAUUUUUAAAGUAAAGGAUACAAUAAGAAACAGGGUCGAUAAAUUUUAUUUUGAUCAAAAAUUUUAA
This is a messenger RNA of Polistes dominula (European paper wasp), 1601 nucleotides long. RefSeq lists its product as uncharacterized. Gene Ontology annotation, molecular function: nucleic acid binding; zinc ion binding. The record is from RefSeq and is a predicted model, not a curated record. Lineage: Eukaryota; Metazoa; Arthropoda; Insecta; Hymenoptera; Vespidae.